Oikopleura dioica is the source of this 324-nucleotide messenger RNA. The record is from the annotation of a GenBank genome assembly. NCBI's taxonomy places the organism in Eukaryota, Metazoa, Chordata, Appendicularia, Copelata, Oikopleuridae.
AUGAAUUUUGAGGAAGAACUAGAAAAACUUGACUCUGCGAGACUCAGAGGAAGUCAAGAAAAAGGAGAGAUUAUAGAAGCGACGAAAAGUGACCGAGAAAGUGGAAUCGCCCUCUGGUUCCAGUACGGAGAUGAAUCAAAGAGAUACAAAAUGACCUACAAACGAGCAAACACAGCAACAACUACAGUCUUCUCCUGCCGAAAAUCGAAAUACAAGGCCCAGGCGAAGAUCAAAGUCCUGAAUCCGAAUCUGAUCACAUCAAAGAAAUACGAAUACGAGCGAGAAAAUAAACUUGGAAAAAAAAUGUUGGAGACUUGCAAAUGA